Eublepharis macularius is the source of this 5719-nucleotide messenger RNA. RefSeq names its product MTSS I-BAR domain containing 2 (gene MTSS2). NCBI's taxonomy places the organism in Eukaryota, Metazoa, Chordata, Lepidosauria, Squamata, Eublepharidae. The transcript has 15 exons. Bases 89 to 2290 code for a protein of 733 amino acids. The record is from RefSeq and is a predicted model, not a curated record. Gene Ontology annotation, cellular component: actin cytoskeleton; cytoplasmic side of plasma membrane. Gene Ontology annotation, biological process: plasma membrane organization; cell projection assembly. Gene Ontology annotation, molecular function: actin binding; phospholipid binding.
GCGCCUCCGCCUCCUCCUCUGCCCGCAGCCUGCCGCUCGCCGUCCUCGCCGGCUGCAUCCUCCCCGCGGCUCCCGGGAUCGGCGCGCCAUGGAGACGGCGGAGAAGGAGUGCGGCGCGCUGGGCGGCCUCUUCCAAGCCAUCGUCAACGACAUGAAGAGUUCCUAUCCCAUCUGGGAAGAUUUCAACUCCAAGGCAACGAAGCUCCACUCCCAACUGCGGACCACAGUGCUGGCUGCCGUAGCCUUCCUGGAUGCCUUCCAGAAAGUUGCAGACAUGGCCACCAACACACGAGGAGCAACGAGGGACAUUGGCUCAGCACUAACCCGGAUGUGUAUGCGGCACCGCAGCAUUGAAGCCAAGCUGAGGCAAUUUACCAACGCCCUGAUGGAGAGUCUGAUUAAUCCUCUGCAGGACAGGAUAGAGGACUGGAAGAAGACUGCUAACCAGCUUGACAAAGACCACGCAAAAGAAUACAAACGAGCCCGUCACGAGAUAAAGAAGAAAUCCUCUGACACACUGAAGCUGCAGAAGAAAGCCCGCAAAGGGAAGGGGGACCUGCAGCCACAGCUGGACAAUGCACUCCAAGACGUCAGCGAUAUGUAUCUCCUCUUGGAAGAGACAGAAAAACAAGCUGUCCGCAAGGCACUCGUUGAGGAGCGUGGCCGAUUCUGCACCUUCAUCGCGUACUUGCAGCCUGUGGUGAACGGAGAGAUCACUAUGCUGGGAGAGAUCACCCAUCUGCAGGGCAUUAUCGACGAUCUGGUGGUGCUGACCGCAGAGCCUCACAAACUGCCCCCAGCCAGUGAACAAGUGAUCAAAGAUCUAAAGGGCUCUGAUUACAGCUGGUCUUACCAGACUCCGCCGUCGUCUCCUAGCAGUUCCGGGUCCCGCAAAUCCAGCAUGUGCAGCCUGGCACAGCCCGUGAAUGCCAACACCCGCCUGUCCAGCGUCUCGUCGCAUGACUCUGGCUUCAUUUCCCAGGAUGCCAUGUUCUCCAAGCCGCCUUCGCCGAUGCCCUCGGACAUCACCAGUCAGAAGUCUUCCAGCUCUGCUUCGUCCGAGGCCUCAGAAACCUGCCAGUCUGUCAGUGAAUGCAACUCCCCAACCUCGUGGAAACCGCUGAGUGUAGCUCACGGGGCCAGGACUGAAGGAAGUUCCCGAAGAAGCCUCAGCCUGGAUUGGUCUAAAGCCACCCUCUAUGAGCAGCCAGUGGUAAAUACACUGCAGCGAAGGAAGGACCGUGUCGAGCAUCUUCGGGAGGCAGAGAUGGGCUCUGCCACCCUGGUAUAUCCAGGCAUGAGCUUGGAGGAAGGAUCAAGGCCACGCAUGUCACCAGCCUCCAUAGCUGCCAAGCACGGUGAGGAGGUGUCCCCAGCGGCCAGUGACUUGGCGAUGGUGCUGACCCGCGGCUUGAGCCUGGAGCACCAGAAAAGCAGCCGGGACUCCCUGCAGUACUCGAGCGGCUACAGCACGCAGACCACCACGCCCUCCUGCUCCGAGGACACCAUCCCCUCGCAAGGCUCAGAUUAUGACUGCUAUUCGGUGAACGGCGAUGUCGAAGGCGAGAGCCAGAGUGAUUUUGACAAGUCCUCCACCAUCCCGCGCAACAGCAACAUCGCGCAGAACUACCGCCGCAUGAUCCAGACCAAACGACCAGCUUCUACCGCCGGCCUGCCCACUGGUACUGCCAUGCCGACUGGUGCCACCCCAGGGGUGGCCACCAUCCGCCGCACGCCUUCCACUAAGCCCACGGUACGCCGGACCCUAUCCAGCGCCGGCCCCAUCCCCAUCAGACCCCCCAUCGUCCCUGUCAAGACCCCCACAGUGCCUGAUUCCCCUGGUUACACUGGCCCCACCCGGGUGGGCAGUGAGGAAUGCGUUUUCUAUGCCGACGAUGCCUCGCCCAACGCCCUGGACUUUUCCAAAGCCUCGCCCAAGAGGCUGAGCCUGCCCAACACAGCCUGGGGCAGCAGUGUCAUGGAGAUCUCCGUGUAUGCAGGGGCCGGGCAGCACCUCUCCACUGAGGAGGAAGACCAGCAGCUGGCAGCCAACCGCCACAGCCUGGUAGAAAAGAUUGGUGAGCUGGUGGCCAGCGCACAUGCGCUUGGGGAGGGUCAGUUUCCCUUCCCCACUGUGUUGUCUGCCCUUGGCCCUGGGGAGGAGACGCCCCUCCCUCCCCCAGCGGCCUCCAGUGACCCCCCUGCUGAAGACAUGCUAGUAGCAAUCCGCCGUGGGGUGCGCCUUCGCAGGACCAUCACCAAUGACAGGUCAGCGCCACGGAUUUUGUGAUGGGCUGCAUCUGGCUGCCUGUCCGAAGCCCAGCGUGGAGUCAGGACUGAACCAGGAACAAACCACCCCAACAAAAAGAAGAGAAUUAACAAACCACAGAAAGGCAAAGCCACUUUAUGGACAUAGCAUCAAAGGUUAGAUUUGAAUGGAGACUUAAUACGAAAACACCUUCAUGAACAAACUUGGAAGGGUACAACCGGGCGCUGAACUGAUUUUGGAGCCUAUUUUAUAUGUUGUUUUUCAAGUGCCGCCCUCCCAGGUUUCCUUUCCCCCUUCUGCACCUUCUUCCUGGCUUAUAAAAACCAGUUUCUGCCAGCACCACUCAGAAGCAAUUCCCUGUUGUUGUGUGUUUGUCAGGGAGGAGUGAAAACCUGGACUGGAUUUAUCAGCCAUAAGGCACACACCACCAAUGCAGUUGUAGCACAAGGCAGGGGCCAUUUCGUGCCGAAAACGCUUGUGCCUCCUCUGAACAGAUGUAUCAUUAAGUCCUGUGCUGAAUCCUUCCCUCCACUGUCGUCUUUUCUGUGUUUCUAUCAUCUGGUUUUUUGUCUCCUCUGGUUCAAAAGACUUCCUAGGUGGUUCCAUCAACUCAAAUGAUCCCAGAGAAUCUGGCCCUGUUCAAAGAUGGCUCCUGAUAGUACAGCUGGACUUCAGGCUGGGGAAGCAGCAGCAAACAGGAGCCUUGUGAGAACGUGGCUGUCCAGUGGACGGAGAGCUCACUUCCCUUCUGGGCGUGGCUACGCUUUCCGCGUAGUCACUGGCACAGAACUUUUAUCUGGGUCAGUUCCGCUGGCACCCUGGGAGAUGGAGUGGGAGGCUUUUUACUAGGUCCCUGUGAGGGUUGCCCAGCAGCAGCGGAGGGACGCCAAGAGGCCUGCCGCUGCUGUCUUGCCCUUGUGAUGCCUGCAGGGCCUGGCCCGUACUUUUCCACAGAGCCACGCCUGCAGCGCCCCAGGGGUGCGGGUGUGGAGUGCAAGUGGCUGAGGAAUGUGUAAGUAUGUGGGUAGGUGGAUGGUCAGUAGCACUGUGGGGCAAAGAGGCCCCUGGGCAAGUGGAAGAGCGGUGCAUGUGGUAUGUAAGUCCAGUGGGUGGGCAGGAAGAUAGAGGGAAGCCUACUCAAGGCUGUGUUUGUUGCCGCACCAACAGCUGCAGCUGUUGUCUUUGUGGAGAAUUGCCUUAGUUUGGAUGAGCAGGGAUGUCUGCAGAGCCACUUUUUACAGAUACUCUUGACAGUGUUCAAGGUUUGAGUCCAGUAGCACCUUAAAGACCAACAAGCGUUUCCAGGGUAUAAGUUUUUGAGAGUCAAGCUUCGUCAAAAGUAUUUGCAGAGUGACAUAGGUGAUGAUGUGACUGGGGGAAGCCCCGUGGCUGCUGCCGGCAGCAUUGCCAUAUUAGAUUACCCACCUAAAACCUUAUAGUCUGUGAUCCCUGAUUGGCUGGGAUUGCCUGUAGAGCUGUAGUGUCUUUUUUCAAUUAGGAGAAACAAAUGGUAUAAAAAUAACUGUUGAAAGAGAAUGGCAGAGAACAUGUUGAAAAAAGUAGGAUGGGAUGGCAGCUCUAUUCUGAAAGCCAAGUUUGGGCCCCAAAGAAAAAAGGAAAGAUGUGGCACAGCCCACUUUGAAACCCAUUCUGGCACCCCUGCCAAAGGGUUUUUUCCUGAUUACUUUCCCAGUCUUGGGAGUGAAAUGGGCAUUAUUUUGACAAUCAGUCCACUGCUUCAGUCAAUUCAUGGCCUGCAGCGCUGGUUGUGAGCCACCAAGCUGCUUUACUCAGUCAAGGACUCGGCAGAGGCAGCCCUGACUGUGCCUAGUGUGCUGCCGGCAUUGGCUCGUAUGGGCCCAGGGGUACUGUGGGGGGGGGGGGGGUGUUGAGCCUACUCUGUUCCCAGAGUAGAUGUUUCAGCCUCCCCACGGCCAUCUGUUUCCACUUUUCUCAGUCACAGAGCAGAUCCUUGAGCCUGAGAAAGGAGUAUGGGGCCAUAAGUGGCAGGCACUUCCUCAUGAAUCCCACAUCUAGGGACAGCUAUUCGUCUGCUGCUGCCUGCUCAAACAAGGCUGCUAUUAGUAUUCCUUGCCUUGGAAAUUGGGCUCAUUGUUUUGUUGCCCCAUAGGCACAGUUCUUUGAAAGUUGGGGGGAAGAGGGUGAAGGAAGUAAUGUCAGGCUGGCAGUAGAGGUUCAGUGGGAGAGAAGGGAGGACACCCUCUGCCAGUGCUUUCCGUAGCCAGGGCAAGCGAUGGAGCCUGAGCAGCAAGGUCGGUCUGUGCCUUUUCAGCAAGGGGAACCUCUUACCACCAGUGCUCCCUGCUCUCCAGAAAGUCCAGAGAUUAAGUCUGUUGGCAAAUGGCAUGUGAUGUUGGGAAUGAGAAAACAGGCCUGAAAAGCGGAAGGUGGGGAGGUGGAAGGCAGAUGGCUUACUUGACUGUAGGAGGGAGGGGGAGAGAGCUUUUCCUUGUGUUUGGCUAGGAAGGAUGGGGUGGCAUCCAGCAUGCUGGAGAAACAAGAUGGGAGGGGGGAGGCUGGUUCCCGCGAGUUUGUCCUUUCUGAAGGAAAGAGAAUUCUCAAGACUGGCUGCAUGCUGCCAGGGUAAGAGCAUCAGCACCAACUCACACCCACCUGCUCCACACAAGGAGGAAGAGGUACCAGCCCAGGUUCCAUUUUUGUUGGACAGGCUCUUGGACAGGCUGAAGUGCAAACCAUCCACCGGUGCAAAAGAAAGAAACUGUGUUUGCUGCUUAGGGGGAACGAUCACAGGAGAGAGACACACACACCCGCAUUUGAAAUGGCUAUAGGCAAAUGUGAGAGACAGGAGAAUUUGAGUAGGCCGUUUGGCACCGUUGUAAUAUAACCCAAGCUCAGUUCUAGAGACACAGGGCAGUGAUUCUGUUGGGUAGGAGAUGGCCAGGCUCCCACAUACCAAUCUGCGUACCAGUCACAGAAGCCCAACCUUGGGGGUAGACUACUGGGCACCCAAAAGUCUGCACGCAAUUGACUGCCAGAGGACUCUGAGAAAGCACACCCUCUCCCCCUCCUGUUCUUGCUGUGCCUCCCCCAUCCCACAGCGCUUUUAAAGCACAGCUGAUGUACAUAGCUCCACUGCAGAAAACCCUGCCCCCCCCAUGCUGCAGGGGGGAAUGGCGUGUGUGUCAUGUAACCUCUUUCUCUUCGACUGUCGUAGUAAUAAGAGUUUAGUUCUAACCUGCCAGUCCUCUUGUGCGCUCCAUGCUGUGUCAUGACCAGAGAUUACAACCGUGAGAAAUGUUUGCAUUUUGCUUUUUAUUUUUCAUUUUUGUACAGAGAAAAGAACCCCUUUGAAAAUGUCUUUCAACUGACGUAACUAUUCUGGUGCUGUUGUAACUUGUUCCUCUCUUUUUUAAUUUAUUUCCCCUGCCCCUUCUAGCACUCCCCUAGCCUUUCCCACAACUUUUUUUU